Molecule: messenger RNA, 1350 nt
Organism: Serpula lacrymans var. lacrymans S7.9
Lineage: Eukaryota; Fungi; Basidiomycota; Agaricomycetes; Boletales; Serpulaceae
Exons: 6
Coding region: 1-1350 (449 amino acids)
Source: RefSeq, a predicted model, not a curated record
AUGCCAUGUGACUUGCUAUCGCAAAACCCAGAUUUUCAGUUGUUGGACAUUUUAAGCUUCCUCGUACAUCACGGAUUGUUUCCCACAGCACCAUCACAGCCGCGCAUGGCCAUCUCAAUUGACUUAUUGGCAUUCUAUCGGGCCCUCUUUGAGCGUUCAUGUGACACCAUCAAUGCUCUUGCUGCUGCUUUGGUAACUCAUUACAUACAUAGAGGCUUCAGAAUGACCAACGCAGAGUAUGACAUUCUACAAGUCGAAGUUGAACGUCAAGUGGAGGCUGCGGUUCAGCACUGUCGAGACCUUGUGUUAGCUCCUCAAGAGCCUCGGGGAGCCAUGCAAGAGCCUUUGACUCCCGCUCCCUUUUCACCGACAUCCCCCAGUACUUCCACCCCCAUAUCCCCAAUUGCACUUCCCCCGACUAUCUUGGAGCCUUUGACAACAGGACAUUAUGCCUCUAUUCUCAUCCAACGCUGCCCUGCUUGCUUCGGAGGUACUGUCUUUGGGAGGCCUCUAGAUGAAGGUGGUGAUAUCCACAUCACUACUGAUGGCAAUUUCCAUCAUCACCAUAGACACUCUGCAGGAGACUGCCCGAAGUUUUAUGAACCUGCAUAUUUUCUCCCGAAGUUGGAAGUCGAUGCUGUUGGCUGUCAAAUUAACAAGGUCCGAAAGCAGAUACCUAGGGUAGUCAAAGGCCUGGUGCCUGAUGAAGCCAUUGACCAUUACCAGAGCUCAUACCAAGCUGCGGAUGGUAAGAAACAAAAAGCCACGAUGGAUAGCUUUGACGAUACAGGAGUGAUGGCACUUAUCUGCCACCAUGAUAUUCCCCCUUUUUUUGCCAAUAUUGACACUCCCGGUGAACAGCAGAAAUAUGCUGUAGCACUCAUUCAACAUUUGUAUUCAUUACUACCACUUCAAACCAAUGUGAUUCUUCUGUAUGAUGUUGGGUGCGUUUUGUCUUGCUCACUAGCACAAUAUGACAUUCUUCCAGACAGUAUUGUAUCAUGUCUGCGGUUCACAACUACUGCAAUGCAUCUCGUUUAUAACCCUCGAAUGGCUAAUGGACUCAGCCUCUCUGAUGGCGAAGGGACUGAGAGGCUCUGGUCCAGGUUCAUCAGACUUAUAGGGAUUCAGCAAUCUUCAUCGGUGCCUGCAGCGAUUGGACAAGAUAUGCGAAACAAUUUAGGAACCUGGCUCAAGUGGCGUCUCAAACAAGGUAUAGACGAACAAGGUUUGGCUGCACAGGAUGUGCUAGAUGCUUGUGGUGUGUCCAUAUCCAAGCUUCGAAAACACUGGGUAGCACAACGCUGGAAUGGCAAGGUCUUUGCCGAAAAGAACGAUGCAAAAAAAUAA